AUGGGUCAAGAAAAGAGGUCGGCUCUCCUCACCGGAAGGUCGCCAUGGUUUCUGAAGAUCGUCGGUUUCAUAGGACUAAUAAUCACUCUGGCAGCAAGAGUGAGUUCCGAGGAUGCAUCUGGAGAGCCCACGUAUGGGAUUUUGUGCAUAAGCGAAUGCCCGACGUGUCCCAGCAUAUGCUCGCCGCCGCCUCCUCCUCCGCCAUCGUCCAAGUCAUUUCCUCCUCCUCCGCCGACGCGGGGGCCGCCAGUUUCUCACUCUCCGCCUCAAUAUUACUACAAUAACCCGCCAUCGCCUCCACCGCGUUCAUUGCCUCCGCCACCUACGUCGUCGCCACCGAUUCAAGCGCCCGAUAUAUAUCCCAUAUGGGGUGCUCCCCCUCCGCCGCCAUCGCCAUCGCCACCGCCGCCUUACAAGUACAAUAAACCCCCGCCGCCAUCGAUGACCAACUCCCCUAUAAUUGUGUCACCUACUAAUAGCUCCUCUCCUUUCUACUACUUCUAUGCCUCAGAUGCUGCUUCUCUUCCUGCCUACUUACGUACCUUGUUGCUCCUCCAACUUCUAUUGCCAAUAUGA
Rhodamnia argentea is the source of this 576-nucleotide messenger RNA. RefSeq names its product mulatexin. The transcript has 2 exons. Lineage: Eukaryota; Viridiplantae; Streptophyta; Magnoliopsida; Myrtales; Myrtaceae. The record is from RefSeq and is a predicted model, not a curated record. Bases 1 to 576 code for a protein of 191 amino acids.